AUUGAUUCCAAGGUAGUACCUUUGAUUACCACCUGGAGUUUCCUAUUUGUCUAUCUGACACCACUUGUUGCCUCACGUUCCGCGUUCUCCACCUGUUCACAUCCACAAUUUAUGGAUUUUAAUUUGUGUUCCGGACUAUGCUGAUUUCCCAACAAAACGAAUUGACUUCUAGACUGUCGUCUUCAUCUCAAAUCAACGAAAUCACCCACUUCAAGCCUGCAAUUCUGUCCUUCCCAGCCGAUUGGAUUAGUACCUCUGUCAUCUGCUUCGGUCUUUGCGAAUUGAGCAUCCGCGUUGCCACUGCAGCACCCUUCUAAAAUGUCGUCGUUCCCUAUGAUGAGCACUGUCCAUCAUUGUCGCAACCACCGUCAUUCCGUUGAGAAGGUUCGGGUAGAUGAUACCGUUGUGGAGAUGAAGACACCACCCCGACUGAUUAUGCCGGAGAUGACCGCAAUGACUGUACAAAGUCUUUCAUCGCCGCACAGUGCGCCAGUCACGCCACCUGUGAGCACUCCAUUGACUUCACCGGUCUCUAACAUAGCAGUAGUUACGCUUAAACCGAUUUGCAGGCCAAUUAUUGGUAUCUUCCGCAAAGAAAGUUUCAUGUCGAAUGUCCCAUUUAUCUUUCCUAAUCAGAAUUGAUACCGAGAGUUGAAAAUGGAGUUCAUUGCGUAGUUGAAUCAAAUUGUUAGUUUGCUUCAUAUUAUUUUCUCGAAUUAUUUUAUUAAAUUUUUUUUAUUAUAAUCUCUCUUCUAAAUACUCUCUUGAAACUUUGAAUGUUCUUUCUCUUUUACAUUUUCCAAUAAAGCAUUGCAAAAACGUACAAGAAA
Caenorhabditis elegans is the source of this 830-nucleotide messenger RNA. RefSeq names its product Ovule protein (gene H40L08.2). The record is from RefSeq and is marked reviewed. Lineage: Eukaryota; Metazoa; Nematoda; Chromadorea; Rhabditida; Rhabditidae. Bases 319 to 642 code for a protein of 107 amino acids. The transcript has 5 exons.